UACGUCACAGAGGAAAGUCGUGAUAAGACGCCAGGUUACCAGCUGUCUCUACUUUUGCUCUCGUUCUGCCCUAAGUUCUACUCAAUCUAGAGAACUUAACCGACACAAUGGCCGACGCUACGAAAGAUAGCUCGUCACCUAUAGCUUCGCAAGCUGCAGAGGCCCAGGUUCCGACAUCCGGAGCCCCGGAGGCUGUUGUGACGGCUCAGGAGAGUGCCGACCAGGCCAACGAAGACGCCAUCUUCAACAUCACUGUUGUUCUUCCUCACGACCCCAAGAAACUACAGGUCCUGGUCUCUCCGCAAGAGCAGGUCCACGAGGUGCGACAAUCCAUUAUAGAACAUCCAACUGCCCUCGAAUACUCCUGUUUCCACCUCGAACAUAAGGGGGAGCGCAUCAACGAUUUCGUCCAGAUCUCCGAAGUCAACGAGCUCGGUCCCGACUCUGAAGUACACCUGGUGGAGGAUCCUUACACAGAGAAAGAGGCUAGAAUCCACCUGGUUAGAAUCCGGGAGCUCAUUGGGGCUGCUGGGGAUCGGACAGACACCGUCCAGGGGAUCCUCGCUGGCGUGUCCCUCUUCGACCAUGUUGCGCCUCCGUCCGAGGAGUCUGGCGAGGCCACUGCCAUCAAGGAGUACGAUUUCAACACUCCAGCUUCCCUGGCAACACUUCUCCCGCCUCAGAGUGACCCGGCCCCGAAAACCGUCAAGGCUAUCUCGCUGUCCUCGUGGAACCCGCCGCCCGCCCACCUGAGGCAGAAGGGCCACCUCUUGUACCUCAUUGUCACGACAAAUGAGGGGGAGCAGUACCAGAUCACGGCCCACGUCGGGGGUUUCUAUGUGAACAAAUCCUCCAACAGCAAAUUCGACCCCUUCCCCCGGGCCGCACCGAAAGGCCACUCGGCCCACUCCCUGCUCGCCCUGAUUAAGGAGAUAUCGCCCUCUUUUGACUCUUCCUUUACCCAGCUCCAGGAGUACAGCAACCGAAGGGACCCCCUGGCCACUUUUCAAAUUGGGAACUCGAUCCCGUCAGCUCCUUGGCUCGUACCAUCUUCUGCGUCGCCCAUCUGCUCACACACCCCGGAUAUUACCCGCACGCAAGAGGCCUUCUUGUAUGGCGGCGUGGAGAACACGGACACUCUGAGGGACUGGAACGAGGAGUUCCAGUCUGCGAGGGAACUCCCUAGGGAUACAGUGCAGGAUCGAGUCUUCAGGGAGCGCCUCAUCUCCAAGCUCUUCGCCGACUACAACGACGCUGCCGCUCGCGGAGCUGCGCUGGUUGCGCGUGGAGAGAUCGCGCCCCUCAACCCAACCGAGGGUAAGGACGCCCAGAUAUUCGUCUACAACAAUGUCUUCUUCUCUUUCGGCGCAGACGGUGUUGGCACCUUCACUUCCGAGGGCGGGGAUGAGGCAGCGCGUGUUGCCACAGGCAAGGAUGUGCUGGGUGUCAAGCUGGUAAACCAGCUCGACAUCGACGGCCUCUACACCCCGGGCACUGUGGUUGUCGACUACCUCGGCAAGCGUAUUGUUGGUCAAAGCAUUGUGCCGGGCAUCUUCAAACAGCCCGAACCCGGCGAGAAUCAGAUCCAGUACGGCGCCGUCGACGGCAAAGAGGUGGUCGCAGCAGAGGACAAGUUCGUGCCAGUCUUUGAGAAGCUGUCUCAGGCUCUCAGGGUCAAGAAGCAUACUGUUUGGGACAAGGACGGCAAGGAGUUCGACCUCGUGUCCAGUGUCGAGAUGAAGGGGCUCCUGGGAACCGACGGCCGAAAAUACGUGUUGGAUCUGUAUCGCAUUACGCCCCUGGAUAUUGCUUGGCUGGAGGACGAUGAGCACCAGGGCCUUGAGUACCCGCAUCGCAUGACCGUCCUCCGCCCCGAACUGGUCGAAUCGCUCGGGAAACAGAAGGCGCGGGAGUACGUCAACGCGGAACUUGUAAAGCGUGGGCUCCUGAAGGACAAGUCAGCAGACACGGAGUCGAAAGAGGAGGGCAAGGAUGAGCAGGGCGAUGGAGAUAAGACGCAGCCGGCCGAGUCGGAAACUUCCAAGAGCCCUGAAGAGGACGAGGAGGUGAAGGAGGAGGCGACGGAAGCGACGGCGAAAGAGGAUGACAAGAUCGAUAUGGCGAAUUUCAAGUUCGCUCUCAAUCCAGACGUCUUCAGUGGCCAACUUCCACAGACCGACGCCGAGAAGGAGGCUAUGGCCAAGGACGAGCAAGACGUCCGAGACGCCUGUAAAUACCUCCGCGAUGUCGUCAUCCCUGGCUUCUUGAACGAUCUUAAGGAGUCCGACAUCAGCUUCCCAAUGGACGGCCGAUCGCUUACCCGCAUCCUGCACAGACGCGGCAUCAACAUGCGAUAUAUCGGCAAACUCGCAGAAUUGAGCGAAGGUACCCGUCUGCAAUGCCUGAGGGAGGUCUGCGUCCGAGAGAUGGUAGUCCGGGCUUUCAAGCACGUCUCGGCUAAGUAUCUUAGAUACCUGCCGUUGCCCCUGACCUCGGCGUGUAUCGCCCACCUCCUAAACUGCCUGCUGGGCUCCGGCUUGAAUCCCAAGCCCGUUGCCGACAUUGAAGAGUCGUUGAAGGUUCUCUAUGACGAUGCGGACUUGGCCUUUGAGAAGGUUACCCCAGCGAGCCUCCGAGAGGCCAUCCAGGACGAGGCUGCUCGCCGGUACCGGUACGCUCUAGAAGAGGGCUGGCACAACCAGACCAAGCAUCUACAGCUGCUCCGGGAAGUCUGCCUGAAGUUGGGCAUUCAGCUCCAAUCCAAGAACUUUGCUUUCGGGCCGGAGACGGACGCGAAUGCUGAGAAGCCCUCAGCCGAUAAGGCCGCCGUCAACGGACAGGCCAAUGGCGAAGGGAAGAAGAAGAAGAAGAAGAACGCACGAGACGGAUCCCCGGCUUCUAUUGCAUCUUCCACCACCGCCCCGCAUACCUUCACCCCCGACGAUAUCGUCAACGUCGUGCCGAUUGUCAAAGAUUCCUCCCCGCGUAGCACUCUCUCCGAGGAAGCCCUGGAGGCCGGACGCAUCUCCAUCUACAACGGCCAGAAGCAGCUGGGCCAGGAACUGCUCUUGGAGUCUCUCUCCCUGCACGAGCAGAUCUACGGCCUUCUCCAUCCAGAGGUAGCACAGGUCUACCAUACCCUCUCGCAGAUCUACUACCAGCUUGACGAGAAGGAGGCGGCCGUAGAUCUCGCCCGCAAGGCCGUCAUUGUGUCGGAGCGAACCAUGGGCAUCGACUCGGCGGAGACUGUGUUGGACUACCUCAACCUCAGCCUGUUCCUCCACCAGCUGGGCGACAGCAAGGGCGCCUUGGUAUACGCCAAGCACGCUCUCGACCUGUGGAAGGUCAUAUACGGCCCGGACCACCCGGACACGAUCACGACCAUCAACAACGCCGCCGUCAUGCUACAGCACCUCAAGCAGUACCACGAGUCGCGGCGGUGGUUCGAGGAGUCCCUGCGCAUCUGCGAGCAGGUCUUCGGCAAGCAGUCGGUCAACUCGGCCACGCUGCUGUUCCAGCUCGCGCAGGCGCUCGCGCUCGACAACGACUCCAAGGGCGCCGUCAACCGGAUGCGCGAGAGCUACAACAUCUUCCUGGCCGCCCUGGGGCCCGAGGACAAGAACACGAGGGAGGCCGAGAGCUGGCUCGAGCAGCUGACCCAGAACGCCGUGUCCAUCGCCAAGCACGCCAAGGACGUCCAGGCCCGCCGCCUCCGCGCCGGCAUCCGCUUCACGCCCCGCGACGUCAGCCUCGGCACCCCCUCCAGCUCCGCGGCCGGCAUCACGGCCGGCUCCGGCGCUCCGGCGCCGUCGCAGGGCACCAUCGACAGCCGGAGCAUCGACGAGCUCAUCAGGUUCAUCGAGGGCACCGACAAGAAGAAGAAGAGCAGCAGCGGCGCCGGCGCCGGCAAGAAGCGACCGGGCCGUGGCAACCCCAAGCGACGGGGAGGUGCCAGUGCCAGUACCGGGACUGUCAACACCACUGCUUGACGAGCCGGGCUACCAUCCGUCAAUCCAUCGAUCAAUCUAUCCACUCAUCCACUAGACACCAUCUGGGAUAUCUCGUCUCGAAACAUCAUAAACAACAACAAAUAGGGGAAAAAAUGGGCGGGAAACCAAUCUCAUUAUAAGGACGGAAAGGGGGCCGUGUGUGUAAAAACAACCAUUCCAAGGCACGGGUUUUAGAAAAACGGUUGCAUAAAA
Messenger RNA from Phialemonium atrogriseum, 4202 nucleotides. RefSeq names its product clustered mitochondria-domain-containing protein. Gene Ontology annotation, cellular component: cytoplasm. Lineage: Eukaryota; Fungi; Ascomycota; Sordariomycetes; Cephalothecales; Cephalothecaceae. The transcript is spliced from 4 exons. Gene Ontology annotation, biological process: intracellular distribution of mitochondria. The record is from RefSeq and is a predicted model, not a curated record. The coding region runs from base 108 to 3989 and encodes 1293 amino acids. Gene Ontology annotation, molecular function: protein binding; mRNA binding.